AUGCCUACUAAUUAUCGCAAAAUAUCAGCAAAAUUUCCGCACUUUUCUGCAUAUUCACGAAUAAUUACCGGUCCGGAACAAAUUCAUGAAUCGAUUUUAAUUCCUGAAAAUGCAUUAUUGCAAUAUCCACCGGAUGGUGGUGCAACAACAAUGUUUGAAUUAUUACAACGAGCUAUUUGGUUAACAAAUAACGGUGAUUUUAUUGGUGAACAAACAAGAAAUGGUACAUAUAAAUGGAUGACAUAUAAAGAGGUAUAUAAUGCAUCACAUAUGAUUGGCUCUGCCUUACUAGAACUUGGCAUAAAUGCAGGUGAGGCCAGCCGAGUUGGUAUUGCUGGCCUUAACUCGGCUCGUUAUAUCAUUGCUCAAAAUGCUCUAAUCAAUUAUUCUAUUGUUUUCGUACCAUUAUAUUAUAAUUAUAAUAUGGAAAUUUUAUGUACAAUUAUUGAUCGUUGCAAAUUGGAACUAAUUUUUUGUGAUACAAUUGAACGAGCGAAUAAAUUUGUCGCUGAAAUACGACAAAAAAAGCUUAAAAUGCUUAAAAAAAUUAUUAUUUUGAAUGAUGAAAAAGAGAAAAUUGAUCGAGAAUUUUGUAAACAUUCAGAAAUUGAGAUUUAUGAUUGGAAUUAUCUAUUAGAACUUGGUAAUUCAAAUUUAAAACCUGUAACACCACCAUCACCAUCAAAUAUUUAUAUCAUUUGUCAUACUAGUGGUACUACAGAUACUCCAAAAGGUGUUCAAUUGUCACAUCGAGCAAUAUUAGUAUCAAUGAGCGGAUUAUAUGUUCAAUUAUGUUUACCGCCUCAUGAUAUCAUUUUUGAUCAUAAUGAUGUUUACUUAUCAUUUUUAUCACUUGCACAUGUUUAUGAGCAGUUACUUCAAGCAUUUAUUAUUUAUAUUGGUGGUCGAAUUGGUAUAUUUGGUGGUGAUCCAAAGCGAUUAAUUCAUGAUAUGAAAUUAUUACAACCAACAAUUGCAGCAUUCGUACCACGAUUAUUGAAUCGUUAUCAUGAUAUGGUGAUAGAGAAUAUAAGAAAGCAGAAUAUUAUAAAACGAUUUAUCUUUUACAUAGCAUUAAAAUGGAAAUUACGACAAUUAGCCAAAGGACGACUUCAUUUCAACACAUUCUGGGAUAAAACAGUUUUCAAAAAAACUCGAGCUCUAUUUGGCGGUCAAUUGCGCUUAAUUACAUCUGGUGGUGCGCCAAUUUCCACCGAUGUGAUGAAUUUUUCACGGGUUGUUUACGGUUGUUUAUUAAUUGAAGGUUAUGGCCAAACAGAAUGUUCAGCAGCUGGUACUAUAUCAUUACCAUUUGAUACAAUUAGUGGACAUGUUGGUGGACCAGCAGUUUGGGCCCAGGUGAAAUUAGUGGACGUAAAAGAAAUGGGAUAUAGUGCAGAACAAAAUACCGGCGAAGUAUGUUUUCGUGGUGCCGGUAUUAUGGAUGGUUAUUUUAACGAUCCGGAACUUACAUCACAAACAGUAGAUGAAGAGGGUUGGUUACAUACCGGUGAUAUUGGAAUGUGGUUACCUAAUGGUUCAUUGCGUAUUAUUGAUCGAAAAAAUAAUUUAUUCAAAUUAGCACAAGCUGAUUUUGUAUCACCUGAACAAAUUGAAAAUGUUUACUUGCAACAUCCUUUGGUGAAACAGAUUUUCGUUCAUGGCUCAACAAUUCAUGCAUAUUUAAUAGCUAUUGCUGUUGUUGAUGUUGACAAACUUCGCGCUGAUAUUGACAAAUCAAACAAGAAGUUUGGAAAUUUCACAAAAAUAUCGAAAUUAUCAGUGAUGGAAUAUCUUUGUGAUCAAAAUGUACGACGAUACUUUCUCAUUAAGCUACGAGAAUUUGGUAGCAGUAAAGGUUUGAGUGGUAUUGAACAAAUUAGAAAUAUACAUUUGUUGGAGGAUGAAUUCACAAUUGAAGCUGGAUUACUAACACCAACCUUAAAGAUUAUUCGAGUAAAAUUGAAAGAUAAAUUUAAGGAUAUUUUAGAUGAAAUGUAUCGUGAAGAAUUGAAUUUAAAUUCAACGUUCAAUUAA
Messenger RNA from Brugia malayi, 2037 nucleotides. RefSeq lists its product as uncharacterized. The coding region runs from base 1 to 2037 and encodes 678 amino acids. Gene Ontology annotation, cellular component: membrane; endoplasmic reticulum. The transcript has 13 exons. The record is from RefSeq and is a predicted model, not a curated record. Gene Ontology annotation, biological process: long-chain fatty acid metabolic process. Gene Ontology annotation, molecular function: long-chain fatty acid-CoA ligase activity. Lineage: Eukaryota; Metazoa; Nematoda; Chromadorea; Rhabditida; Onchocercidae.